AUGACUUUAAGUGAUUAUAAUCAUUACCCUAGAAAUAAAAAUAGAGGUGAUAAAAACAACAAAAAAGAUGUUGUUAAUCCCUCAUCAACCUAUUCUUCAACACCUACUACCAAAACAUCAAAAUCAACCACUUCUGCUUCCUCAACAACCUAUUCUUCAACACCUGUUACCAUGAUAUCAAAAUCAAUUACUUCUACCACAUCAAAAGAUUCCAAGAUCCCUACCCCUUCAUCCCCCAACACAACUACAAAAAGUUACAGUCCAUCAUCGCCUGUUAUAAGUAAAGUCACUACAGAAGAAUCUUCAAAACUACCAACCUCCCCCUCAUCAAGUAAUAAAACUAUUUCAUUUUCAGCGCCCACUUCCACAACUAAAAGUACUAAAUCAAAAUCAAAAAAAGUUAUUCAACCUCAAGGACAUACUAAGACAACAAUCAAAAAAACUAAUAAUGACGACAAUAAUAAAUUAGCAAAAGACUUUUUAUUCUUUUUACAACUGCCCAAACUACAAUUUCGAACUUCCGAUGGACUCUGGGAUCGUGGAUGGGCCCAACGGAAAGAAUACUUUAGGCCAUUUGCUGGUAGAGCAUAUGUUUAUGCUAUUGUAGGCCCAUUUAAUAUCAAUACUGCAACUUACACAGAGCUCAUGACAAUUGAUGAUAUUGGUGUACCAGAAAAGGUAUUGGAAAGAUUAAAAUUUCUAGAGAUAAUUUUGUUUCUAAAUGAACUUUAUAACUUAGAUGUCCAAAGUAUUGAUCAUCCAGCAACAAGUUCUGGUGGAAAUGGAUACUGGGAAUUAUUAAAAAACGAUCCUUUCUAUAGUGGAUACGGAUACGGUGGCACAUAUAUUUCUAGUGGCUAUCCCAUCAUUACUAGUAAUACUACAACUACCAAUAAAACACCAGAUGAUACUACGACCACCAAUAAAACACCAGAUGAUACUACAACCACCAAUAAAACACCAGAUGAUACUACAACCACCAAUAAAACACCAGAUGAUACUAUUACAUCUACACCCGAAUCCACAUCACCAGAAUCAUCGUCUCCUCCUCUACCAUCAUAG
Molecule: messenger RNA, 1062 nt
Organism: Entrophospora sp. SA101
Lineage: Eukaryota; Fungi; Glomeromycota; Glomeromycetes; Entrophosporales; Entrophosporaceae
Source: the annotation of a GenBank genome assembly